Messenger RNA from Rasamsonia emersonii CBS 393.64, 2901 nucleotides. Its product is annotated as Oligopeptide transporter protein. Gene Ontology annotation, molecular function: oxidoreductase activity. NCBI's taxonomy places the organism in Eukaryota, Fungi, Ascomycota, Eurotiomycetes, Eurotiales, Trichocomaceae. Gene Ontology annotation, cellular component: cytosol. The transcript has 9 exons. The record is from RefSeq and is a predicted model, not a curated record. The coding region runs from base 1 to 2901 and encodes 966 amino acids.
AUGUAUCCUCUUCGUGCUGCUGCUAGGUCAAUUAGACAUCUGAGUCGAGCCAGCACAAGCAAAAGCUUCCCCGCAUUCCACUCCGCAUUUGCUUAUCGCAGUGCCCUUGAACCGUCCGUGCAGCACGCUGUUCUCAGACGCGCCAUGGCUUCUGCAGUGGCUAAACGCCUGGAAGGCAAAACUAUCGUGAUCACCGGUGCCUCCUCUGGAAUUGGCUACAGCACCGCCAAGGAGUUCGCGCGUAGCUCCCCCAAGAACCUCAAGCUGAUCGUCACAGCUAGACGCGUGGACAGGCUUGAACAGCUUGCCAAGGAGAUCAAGGAGGAAGUUGGAGAUGGUGUCAAGGUGCUGCCAGUGAAACUGGACGUGUCCAACCCGGAGGAGGUGAAGAACUUUGUGCCCUCUCUGCCGGCUGAAUUCCAGGACAUCCAUGUGCUUGUGAACAAUGCUGGUCUGGUCAAGGGUGUCGCGCAGGCCCCAGACAUCAACCCCGACGACAUCAACGUGAUGAUCUCCACCAAUGUCACUGGCUUGAUCAACAUGACCCAGGCCAUCCUUCCGAUCUUCAAGAAGCGUGAUGAGGGCGGUCGCGGUGACAUUAUCAACGUUGGUAGCAUUGCGGGACGUGAGGCCUACCCAGGUGGCAGCAUUUACUGCGCCACGAAGGCUUUCGUCCGCAGCUUCACCGAUGCCUUGAGAAAGGAGCUCAUCUCGACCCGCAUCCGUGUUAUCGAGAUCGAUCCCGGUCAGGUCGAAACUGAAUUCUCUAUCGUUCGUUACUACGGGGAUAAGGCGAAAGCUGAUGCUGUUUACGCUGGCUGCGAGCCUCUUACCCCUGACGACAUUGCCGAAGUCAUUGUCUUCGCUGCGAGCCGCAGGGAGAACGUUGUCAUUGCCGAUACCCUGAUCUUCCCUAGUCACCAGGGAUCGCCUACCCACCUGCACCAUAGAUAUCCAUACAAAAUACCACAUCGAAGUAACAACUUUGUUGCUGUUCAAUUCAGUCCCACAGGCUCGUUGAUUUCCAUAGACACGGUUCUUCUAGCGGCCAAUACUAGCGACUCGCAAGCUUGGAAGGUACUCAGCAAAACUUUCAUUAUGCUGCUUCAAGGUCAGCAGUCGGCGAUGGAUCCGGAAGAGCAACCCCGUGGGGAUGCUUCCCCGCCACGCGCAGUCAUCAAACCGCAGCAUCGACGUCUCCACGAUCCAGACGUGACGUUCGAAGAGUACCAUUACUAUGCGCUGAAGACACGCGAGGAGGAAAAGGCGGCUGCCGCAUCAGACGGCCCGACUACAACCUUGUGGAAAACGCUCUUCAGAGGAAGAAGUGCCAGCCAACCGACCCAGGAUGAGUCGCAAAACUCCCCGCCUCCUCCGACCGGCGACCAGACGAAGGAAGCCACAGCGAAUCGUCUCGAAAUCUCGGACGAGGAGUGGACCAAUGCGUCGCGGAUGAUGAGGACCGCAACGGCCGGCGCGUGCUUCUAUCUGAUCACCACGGAUAUCCUGGGGCCGUACGGAGUCGGGUUUGCCAUGGGAACCUUGGGCUGGGGUCCCGGUAUCGCUCUUUAUACGGUCUUCGGCUUCAUGGCCGGCUACUCUGGAUAUCUGCUGUGGAAGGCGUUCCUCGGCCUGGAUUCGCAUGAAUUCCCCGUCCGCAACUACGGCGACCUGGUCUUUCGCAUCUAUGGCCCUUACGCGCGUCACUUUGUCAACGUCUUGCAGGCACUCCUGCUGCUCCUGAUCCUGGGCCAAGUCAUCAUUCUGGAAGGGCAAGGGAUCUCGCAGGUGUCCAAAUUCCGCCUCUGCUAUUCUGUGUGCUGUGUGCUAUUUGUGAUUGUUGGGUAUUUCAUCGGCCAAGUGCGGACCCUCCGAAAUUACGGAUGGCUGGCCAACACGGCGGUCUGGAUCAAUCUGCUGGUGAUUUUUAUCACGAUGGGCGUCAUGGCUCACAGUCCGCCGAAUUACGAGAUCUCAGUGCUUGGUUCGGCCGGGGGAGCAGUCGAUCCAGCAACCAUCACACCCGAUCCGCGCACAGGGAUCUAUCCUGCGAUUAUCCACUAUAAUGGGAACCCGAAUCCGCAUAGUCUGAUCGGCUCGAUCAACGGCCUCUUGCAAGGGGUCUUUGCCUACGGUGGUGCCCAGCUGUUCAUCGAAUUCAUGGCCGAGAUGAAACGGCCGCAUGACUUCAUCAAGGCCAUGUGGGGAGCACAGUUCUUCAUCUACACGGUUUAUCUGGUUUAUGGCUGCUAUGUUUACUACUUCCAAGGCCAAUACGCCUACCAAAUCUCCUAUCAGGGCGUAUCACUGUAUGGGUUCCAGGUCGUAGGAGAUAUGCUCGCAUGCGUGAGCGGGCUGAUCGCAGCAGGGCUGUAUGGCAAUAUUGGGAUCAAGGUUUUCUACAAUAAUGUGCUCAUGGAUAUUCUGAAAGCGCCGCCUCUGACGCACCGGAGAGGCAAAAUCCUGUGGGCGAUCAUCGUGCCACUCUGGUGGUCGAUUGCGUAUGUCGUCGCGGCCGCGAUUCCCGACUAUUUCGGCUUCGUGUCGGUCAUCUCGGCCACGACCGUCAUCCAAUUCACCUAUUCGUUCCCACCGAUCCUCGCCCUGGGUUACAACAUCAAGCUGUACGCGCUGAAGACGAGCGCUGGCGACGAAUUCGAUCCCACGACCGGGACCGUGACGCGCCAGGACACCGGAGUCCGGCGAUGGGUCCGAGGUCUGAUCAAAGGACCGUGGCACUGGAACAUUCUCCAUGUCCUGUAUGCGAUUGGAGCCCUAGCCACCGCCGGCCUGGGAUUGUACGCCGCCAUCGAGGGGAUGAUUGUCGCGUUCGAAAUCCCGCAGGUGAAUGCCUUUACGUGCGUUUCUCCUCUGGACCUUUCUGCUCAGGGUUCUUCUUAG